UAGUUCCGGCCGGCCGAAUCACUCACACGCAACAGCUCGGCUCAGCUCACAAGUCACAACACACACGCGACCAAGUGAGUGGCUAUGGCGACGGGAAUGCCAGAGUGCUCCCCGGCCUUGGUGCUGGCUGCCGGCCUCGCAGUGCUAGCCAUCUGCUGGUACCUUGCCGCCUUUGUUGUCGGCCGCGGCGCCGCUGGAGCGCAGCGGUACCCGCCUGUGGCCGGAACGGUGUUCCACCAGGUAUACCACCUCCGGCGGCUGCACGACUACUACACGGACCUGUUCCGCGAGCACGCGACCUUCCGACUGCUCGCGCCGGGACGGAGGCAGAUUUACACCUCCGACACGGCGGUGGUCGAGCACAUCCUCAGGACCAACUUCGCCAACUACGGCAAGGGCGCGUCUAACUACGACAAGACGAGCGAUCUCUUCGGAGACGGCAUCUUCACGGCGGACGGCGACAAGUGGAGGCAGCACAGGAAGAUCGCCAGCUACGACUUCUCCACGAGGGCCCUCCGGGACUUCAGCGGCGGCGUCUUCAACAGGGACGCCGCCAAGCUCGCGCACAUCGUCUCCGGCAACGCGGCCGCGAAGCAACCCGUGGACUUUCAGGACUUGCUGAUGAAAGCGACGAUGGACUCCAUCUUCACCAUCGCCGUCGGCGUGGACCUCGACACGCUGUCGGGGUCGGACGAGGGGAGCCGCUUCGCCGCGGCGCUAGACGACGCCAGCGAGUUCACCCUGCUCCGUUUCGUCAAUGCGUUCUGGAAGGUGUCGAGAUUCCUCAACGUCGGCGCCGAGGCGGCGCUCAGGCGCAGGAUCGAGGUCGUCGACGAGUUCAUGUACAAGCGCAUCCGUGGCAGGGCGGACGAGAUAUCGGACGGCGGCAAGGUGGCGAAGGAUGACCUGCUGUCGAGAUUCAUACAGGCAACCACCGGCGACGCCGGAGAGGUGGACUACAAGCACCUGAGAGACAUGAUACUGAACAUUAUCAUGGCCGGCAAGGACACGACCGCCGGAGCGCUUGCCUGGUUCCCGUACAUGAUGUGCAAGCACCCGGAGGUCCAGGAGAAGAUAAGCGAGGAGGCUGCCGUCGCCGGCCAGGCCACGUCGUCCAUCGACGACUUCUCCAGGAGCCUCAACGACGAGGCGCUCAACAAGAUGCACUACCUGCACGCCGCCUUGACGGAGACGCUUCGGCUGUACCCUUCGCUCCCGCUGGAUAACAAGGAGUGCUUUUCCGACGACGUUUUGCCCAAUGGCUUCAGCGUCGGCAAGGGAGACAUCGUGUUCUACGCACCCUACGCCAUGGGCCGGAUGGAGCGGCUGUGGGGCGAUGACGCCAUUGUCUUCCGGCCCGAAAGAUGGCUCGACGAGCGCGGUGUGUUCCUGCCGGAGAGCCCUUUCAAGUUCACAGCUUUCCAGGCUGGUCCAAGGAUCUGCUUGGGAAAGGAAUUCGCGUACAGGCAGAUGAAGAUCUUCGCGGCCGUGCUGCUCCGCUUCUUCGUGCUCGCGUUGCAUGACAAGGAUGCCAGCGUCAACUACAGGACCAUGAUCACGCUCUACAUCGACCAGGGUCUCCAUCUUACGGCUACGGCGAGAGUCAUCGUGUAGCCACCUUUGUACUCAAGAUACGCAUAUGUACGCGAUUGAAUGUCUCUUUUUUCUAGAAUCUCGUGAUUGAAUGUCUCAAGUAUUGAACCUUAGCCCGGACAUGGAAGUGGAUCCGUAUGAACAUAUAUUUUGUGAA
Molecule: messenger RNA, 1750 nt
Organism: Triticum aestivum (bread wheat)
Lineage: Eukaryota; Viridiplantae; Streptophyta; Magnoliopsida; Poales; Poaceae
Product: cytochrome P450 704C1
Exons: 5
Coding region: 85-1614 (509 amino acids)
Molecular function (GO): heme binding; monooxygenase activity; iron ion binding
Source: RefSeq, a predicted model, not a curated record